UGGGAGCCUGGCGGGUGCGGAGCCGUUAGCGCAGUUGGCGGCGGCGGCGGUCGGCGGCGGCACAGCGCUAAGCGCACACGGGGCCCCGGCAGCAGCUGUAGCGGAGGCGCCCUGCGGUCCCGGCCUCGGCGCGGCCACCCUCGCUCUCUCGGCCUCCCUGCCUCGCUCGCACCAUGGCUGAUCAGCUGACCGAAGAGCAGAUUGCUGAAUUCAAGGAGGCUUUCUCCCUGUUUGACAAAGAUGGUGAUGGCACCAUCACCACCAAGGAACUUGGAACCGUCAUGAGGUCGUUGGGCCAGAACCCAACAGAAGCCGAAUUGCAGGACAUGAUCAACGAGGUGGACGCUGAUGGUAAUGGCACCAUUGACUUCCCAGAAUUUUUGACUAUGAUGGCUAGAAAAAUGAAGGACACCGACAGUGAAGAAGAAAUCCGCGAGGCAUUCCGAGUCUUUGAUAAGGAUGGCAACGGUUACAUCAGCGCCGCAGAGCUCCGCCACGUCAUGACAAACCUGGGAGAGAAACUAACAGAUGAGGAAGUAGAUGAGAUGAUCAGAGAAGCAGACAUCGAUGGAGACGGGCAAGUCAACUAUGAAGAAUUCGUACAGAUGAUGACUGCAAAAUGAAGACCUACUUUCAACUCCUUUUUCCCCCCUCUAGAAGAAUCAAAUUGAAUCUUUUACUUACCUCUUG
Messenger RNA from Bubalus bubalis (water buffalo), 690 nucleotides. It is a transcript of the gene CALM1, whose product is annotated as calmodulin 1. Gene Ontology annotation, molecular function: calcium ion binding. NCBI's taxonomy places the organism in Eukaryota, Metazoa, Chordata, Mammalia, Artiodactyla, Bovidae. The transcript is spliced from 6 exons. Bases 174 to 623 code for a protein of 149 amino acids. The record is from RefSeq and is a predicted model, not a curated record.